Messenger RNA from Rotaria sordida, 456 nucleotides. The record is from the annotation of a GenBank genome assembly. Lineage: Eukaryota; Metazoa; Rotifera; Eurotatoria; Philodinida; Philodinidae.
AUGGCAGCCGCUCCAUCUCGACAAACCCAACGAAUACAAAGGGAUUUAAGGGCAUUAGAUGAAAACCCGUUACCAUUCAUUCAAAAUCUAAACUUAACAUUUAACGAUGGUAUGAAUCAAUUGACUGGCAUAUUAAUUGGCCCUGAUAAUAGUCCAUAUACUGGUGGUUAUUUUCGUUUUAUAAUAAGUUUUCCACCUGAAUAUCCAUUUAAACCACCUGACUUUUGCUUUCAGACAGCUAUAUGCCAUCCAAAUGUUCAUUCAAAAGAAGGUAAUGCAUGUACCGAUCAGCUUAACGCUACAUGGGCACCAAGUGUUACACUCAGUAAAUUAUUUACUGAAAUGCAUUCAUUAUUGGCAAAACCAAUUUAUGAAAUACCUAUUGAAGAUGAUCCACUAACUGGCAAAGGUCCAGAAAAAGCUCGUUUAUGGACAGCACAAUUCGCUCAACCAUAA